Messenger RNA from Homalodisca vitripennis (glassy-winged sharpshooter), 1528 nucleotides. RefSeq names its product HMG domain-containing protein 4. NCBI's taxonomy places the organism in Eukaryota, Metazoa, Arthropoda, Insecta, Hemiptera, Cicadellidae. Bases 235 to 1485 code for a protein of 416 amino acids. The transcript has 11 exons. The record is from RefSeq and is a predicted model, not a curated record.
UGUGUUGCAUGCAAAACUUCCUGAAUCGUGCCAGCCAAUUACAUUACAAUACAAAUAGAUUUCUGAAUAGAAUAGUGUAUGUUGGACUAAUAGAGGGUUUAGUUUAGAACUGUGUAUACUUUGAAAUUUUUAGGUGCGGUGAAGGUCCUUAUUUGACCUACUGUAGAAUAAGACUGUGGUAAAGAAUAAGCAAAGCUGGCGUCUUUAAAUAAACAAAGAAAUUUUCCUUCAGACAUGGAGGGGUCUGAACUGGAGGUGACAGGUGUGUCAAGAUCUGGACGUGUUCGUAAAAAAUCCUCAAAACUAACGGACUUUGAAUCUUUGGAUGAAGUUGAACGAUACCGUAAAAAAAAUGAGAAGCUCGAUCCAUACAUAUCAUCUAACUCUGUACCUAGAGCGUCAAACCUGCAGAAGAAAAUGUCCAUUAAAAUGGAAAUGAAUUCAGAAGAGGAAGAUAAUGAAGUUCCAGUUCCAAAUUAUGGUAUUAAGGAAGAGGUGCCUCAGUAUUCUGAAUCAGACUCCGAACUGGGCAUGUUUCACAACAAUGACUCCAGCUUAGAUUCUUUAGGUAGUGAAGUAGAUGAAGAUGACAUGGAGGAACACAUGGGACUUGGCAACACAGACAAUGCUCAGGUCACUGAAGGGUUUCAGAGAAUCAAUCCUGAUAGUCCUGACACUGGUACCCCUACUCAGGCUCAGUCAUUGUACAUGUUGGAAAAAUCAUCUAAGAAGAAAUUAAUUAUUCGUGAUGGAAGAAUUGUUGGAAGAAUGAAAGCGCAACGAAAAGAUAAAGGCAAAACACGGUUCACUGCUUAUAUGUUAUGGGCAAAAGAGAUACGCCAAGAACUGAUGCGUGCAAAUCCAGAGCUAGAUUUCUCACAAACAAGCAAGCGGUUGGGUGAGCUAUGGGCAACUGUACCAUAUAAUGAAAAAUAUAUCUGGAAACGAAAAGCCAAAAGGCUAGCAAGCAAGGGAGGAAAGGAGGAGAAAAGUACUCCAAUGGUCACGACAUCAUCUCCAAAGAAAAGGUCUCCUCCCGCUCGCAAGUUUAUCAACAAACAGCAAUCAACUGGGGGUGGAGGGCAGACCAGCCAGCCAGUGCUACAGCUGGGCCAGCCUUCAGUGGGAGGAAACAUCCCUGUGUCUCCCCCCGACCACCCAGUCAAAGGAGGAAGGUCUACUCUGGUAGCAGAGCCUGUGGUUGGUCCCGGCAUGUAUAAAGUAGUGGGCACACAACCAAUUGACGUGUCAGCACAUCUGCGACUGCUCGGAGAAUCUCUCUCCAUCAUCGGAGAACGUCUGAAGGAACAUGAAGGCCAGAUUGCUGUCUCAGGAAGUCUGUCUGUGCUGUUAGAUUCUCUACUGUGUGCUCUGGGGCCUUUAUUGUGUCUCACCCAGCAAGUACCUGAGAUCAGCAAUGGCUGCUCUCCAGAAACCCUUUCUAAAAUACUAGAUAAUAUUGCUUAUAUAAUGCCAGGCUUGUAAAUAGAGUUACCACAGUAAGUAAAUAAAAGUUUUGUAUAUGGUA